This is a messenger RNA of Camponotus floridanus (Florida carpenter ant), 1057 nucleotides long. RefSeq names its product UPF0605 protein GA14893 (gene Ip6k). Bases 1 to 762 code for a protein of 253 amino acids. NCBI's taxonomy places the organism in Eukaryota, Metazoa, Arthropoda, Insecta, Hymenoptera, Formicidae. The transcript is spliced from 5 exons. The record is from RefSeq and is a predicted model, not a curated record.
AUGGUGUUCGACCCGGUCUGUGAGGAGCAGAGAAAGCAAUUCUUUCGACAAAGUUAUGGAGCUCAUUUACCUGGGUACACAGGUCAUUGUCCUACGCUUAAAUUUCGUGUUGGAAAAAGAUUUGGAGCGAAUACGGAAGAAAUAAUGAAGGAAUUAUUAGAAAAGAAAAUCCUCAAGACUGGACCAUAUAAGCCAAAUUCUGGUGGAGAAAAUGAAUUAUCGAGUCCUCAGGUUAAAGAAAUUAAAAGAGACUGGAACAACGAAGCUAAAUUAUAUAAGGCACCUCCAUACAUCCUAGGAUACACUGGAUAUAUUCCUGGCUUCAACAACAGAUAUGGUUUACCCUUUAUGAAAGCUGUAGAAGUCGGUGCCAAAGAAUGGCAUGAGGCACAAAUGAAACUGAGAGCACGACGUGAUGCAAUGAGGGCUCAUGCCGAGCGAACAGAUCCAAGAAAUCUUCUAUCUCGAGCAAGAACAGAUAACGUGGACAUCGAGAUCGACCACGGUUAUGAUAGAGACAGAAAAAGUUUUGAUUAUCAUGUCUCUCCGGAAAGACCGCCAAUUGUCGGUUAUACCGGUCACAUUCCAGGAGCGAAAGGGGAAGUUGCACUUUCUAAGAGAUACGCUCAAGCCGCUAAGAAAGGAUUGGAACGUGUUCAAAGGGAACGUGAAGAAAGGCUCAACAGGGCUAAAGAAAUGCUUGCUGUGCAAAGAGUCCUCGAUAAUGCAUACCUCGACGAAACGGGACAUACACGUGCAUAAAAUAAUACAGAAACUUUUUAACUAAAGUAUAUAAAAAGGAAAAAAUAUAUUUAAAAGAGGAGAGAAAAACAAUUGAAAAAAGACAGAGUUUACAUUUUUAACAUCUAUAUAAAAAUUACGAAAUUUUGCAAUGCAGACUAAAGUUAUGACAUUCGAAUCUCACGUUUCGAUUAAUGAACAUUUUGUGCCUUCGACAAGAUCGCGAGUCAAAAUAUAUAAAUGCAAGAAAAUAAUAAUGUCAUAUUUUAUAUAUUAUAUUAGCAAAUCUCUCUCUAAUUGCGAAAUUAUACCUAAA